CAAUUUCAAUAUGGCUGAUUCCUUUGUGUGUUGAUCUUAAAUUUCUUAUAUUUCUGACAUCAAAAUCCUCAUAUGCGUAAUAUUGAAGCCAAAAGUACAAUUUUAAAUAAUGAGUGAUAAACGAAGCCCCAAAUCAAAGAAGAUCGACGUCGGUGGCUCUUCGUUGGUCGAUCUUAAGGCAGAACUUGCUAGAAAACAGGAGCAGGCCAGACGGGACAAAUUUCAAGCCGAAGGUGAAGGGACCAGAGUUACAAGGUCACGCGCUGCAGCAGGAGAUAAAAAACCCUUGCCUUGGAGCAAGAAAAACGUUGGCAUUGAGAAGAGAUCAGAGCGAGAUAUAGAGCAACAUGAAGAAGAGGAGAAGAGCUUUAGCAAUUCAAGGGCGGCUCUUGAAGCUAAGGUGAAACUAUAUGAACACAUGUCAUCUGGAUUGGCAGCGUCAGAUCUAGAAAAUACAGAUCGAUUUCUGGUGGACUUCGAAAGGAAAGCCAAAGAGACGAUGGCAACACCGACAAAAAAGAGGGGAAGGCCGCCAAAGAAGAAGAAUGCAGAGGAUGAAGCCGAUGGAGAGAUGUCGACAGAUCUGACUGACGCUGAUAGUCUCGAGGCGGAAUGGGUCGACUACACAGACGCGUUGGGGAGGUCAAGGCGAUGCUUAAAGAAGGACCUUCCAGAUGUAAUCAAAAUGGAUAGAGAUCUAGGCAGAGGAGCUGAAGAGAGGGCCGAAAAUCCAGACUUGCUAUCUGAAGACAUGCGUCGUGAGAGGGAGAGGGAAGCGUGGGAGAAGCAGGCCCAGCAGGAGGCAGAGAAACCUGUGGGGCCAGAACAUUACCAGAAUGUUAGGAACAACGAAAUUCGUGACUUAGGAGUCGGAUACUAUGCCUUUUCUGAAGACGAAGGCACUAGGCAGCAGCAGAUGGAACAACUUAAGCAGCUUCGCGAAGAGACGGUAGAACAACGUGACAAACGGGAGAAACUAAAAGAAAAGCGAAAAUCAGCAUUGCAUGCGAGACUGGAAAAAGUAAAGCAGCGCAAAAAAUUGAAAGGAAUUGAAGAACCAGAGGAAUUCAAAGAGGAAGAAGAGAAAGAAGAUGCCGAGGAAACAGUGAGCAUAGAACUGGAACAGAAGCCACCACCACCGAUACGGGAAUGGGACAGAGGAAAGGUUUACCAUCGAGAGUUGACACAGGACGAGUGGAUAGAGAAGCGGCGAGGAGAACGGCCGACUCAGUUCGCCCCGUCCUACCCGUAGCGUUAGCCGACGAUGAUGUCGUUCAUGUUUUGCUGUAUGCUGUGUGCUUGUUGAUGAUGAUGAAUAAAACCGUGCAGGUACGUGACGCACCCCUGUAUCCAGA
Messenger RNA from Priapulus caudatus, 1355 nucleotides. RefSeq names its product coiled-coil domain-containing protein 174-like. The transcript is spliced from 11 exons. NCBI's taxonomy places the organism in Eukaryota, Metazoa, Priapulida, Priapulimorpha, Priapulimorphida, Priapulidae. The coding region runs from base 110 to 1252 and encodes 380 amino acids. Gene Ontology annotation, cellular component: nucleus. The record is from RefSeq and is a predicted model, not a curated record.